AUGGCCAGGAUCGGCUUCUCCUGCCUGUGCCCGGCGUCGUGGCGCCCCGCGGUGCCCUGCGGCUGCCCGCGGCCGCGCCCGGCGGCCCUGGCCCUGGCCCUGGCCGUGGGGCUGCUGCUGCUGCUGGCGGCCGCCGCCCCUCGCCGCUGGGCCGCGCCGCCCCGCGCCGCCCGGCGGUACGAGAGGUACCUGGCGCGCGUGGAGGAGCUGAGGGCCACCGACACCCAGGACGCGGCGCUGAGCUACGGCAUCGUCGUCGACUGCGGCAGCAGCGGGUCCCGCGUCUUCGUCUACUUCUGGCCCCCGCACAACGGCAACCCCCAUGACCUGCUGGACAUCAAGCAGAUGAGGGACGAGAGCAGCCGUCCCGUCGUCAAGAAAAUUAAGCCAGGCAUCUCGGUGGUGGCAGCGACUCCCGAGCGAGCUACCCCCUACAUGCGCCCCCUGCUUCAGUUUGCUGCAGCCCACGUGCCGGCCAAGAAGCACAAGGAAACUCCGCUUUACAUCCUGUGCACGGCAGGCAUGAGGCUGCUGCCUGAGAGGCAGCAAGCUGCAAUCCUGGAAGACUUGGUGAGAAAUGUGCCUCUGGAGUUUGAUUUCCUCUUCUCCAAAUCACACGCAGAAGUGAUCUCAGGAAAGCAGGAAGGUGUCUAUGCUUGGAUUGGCAUCAACUUUGUCUUGGGGAGGUUUGAGCAUGAGGACGAGGAGGAUGCAGUGGUCACUGUGGCACUAGGGGACCAGGCGGAAUCCCUGGUGCGGAAACGAACAGUUGGGAUCCUGGACAUGGGAGGUGCUUCCCUGCAGAUUGCCUACGAGGUGCCCAAUUCUGGAGCCUUCUCCUCCCCGCAGCAGGAAGAGGCUGCCAAGAGCCUGCUGGCAGAGUUCAAUUUGGGCUGUGAUGUGCAGCACACUGGUCACAUGUACCGUGUCUAUGUCAACACCUUCCUUGGCUUUGGGGGCAAUUUUGCUCGGCAGCGCUAUGAGGAACUCGUCUUGAACCAGACCUAUGCACGCAACCGCCUGCUUGGCCAGCAGACGGGCCUGAGCCCUAAGACACCCUUCCUGGACCCCUGUCUGCCUGUGGGGCUGGAAGACACGGUGGUGAGAGGUGGCCAAACCCUGUACGUUCGUGGACGAGGAGACUGGCAGACUUGUGCGGACCUGUUGCACCCCCUCCUGAUGGAGCCCAACAGCAGCCAGGCCUCCUUGGUGGGGGCCUACAAAGCACCCAUUGACUUCAGCAACAGCGAGUUUUAUGGCUUCUCUGAGUUCUUCUAUUGCACCGAGGACGUGCUGCGCCUGGGGGGCCGCUAUGAUGCCCCCUCCUUCACCUCUGCUGCCCAGGAAUACUGCAGCCAGAGCUGGGCGGUGCUGACACAGCGCUUCAACAACGGCCUCUACUCGUCGCAUGCGGAUCAGCACCGGGUCAAGUAUCAGUGCUUCAAAUCAGCCUGGAUGUACCAGGUCCUUCACCAGGGCUUCCGCUUCCCCCUGGAUUACCCCAGCCUGCACACAGCCCAGCUGGUGUACGACCGGGAGGUGCAGUGGACGCUAGGAGCCAUCCUCUACAAAACACGUUUUCUGCCACUCAGGGAUCUCCGGCCAGAGAGCAUCCGGCAAGCACAUACCUCCUGGCUGCGCCUCUCUUUUGUCUACAACCACUAUCUCUUCUUUGCCUGCAUGCUGGUUGUAGUGCUGGCCAUAGUCCUCUACCUCCUGCGGUUGCGCCGUAUCCACCGCCGGCAGCUGCGGUCUGCCCAGCUCAACAUGCUCUGGCUGGACAAGGUGGUGCUGCUGCCACCGGGACAGGGAGAUGGGCCAUGACACCAGCAGUACCAGCUAUCCAGUUGCACCAGCAGAAUCAGUCCCAGGACUGGAUGACAGUGCCCUGGACUCUAUGGGCUUGGACUCUUUCUUGAAGACUGCCUCAAUGCUGCACUCUUAUCAUCUCCGUGCCAGAACCACAACCCAUGGGCCAAGGUAGCUACAAGCACCAGAGCAUUCUUCUCUGCCACUUCCCAGCCCUAAUCUUGGCAUUCCCUGGCCUCUGGCCUUCUCCUUGCUAUAAGGCAUAGAGCAAAGUGCUGCCAGCAGGCUCAAGGCUGCAGGCCUUGCUGAGUCCCUCAGAUAAGCAGGACUCAAAAUCAUUGAGGCAGCCAACCUGGAGCUAUGGCCUGAGGCACUGGGGCCAUCUCAUAAGUAAGUCAGCCGCUGUUUUAUUGAGUGGCCUGACAUGGUGCUAUAGUUCCUCAUCACCUAGUGAGCUACAGAAAGGCCACACCUAUGAAUACAAGGGCUCAAAAACAGGAAGCUAGCAAGCUUACCGCAAAAACCACGUGAGCCGCGUGGCCACAUGUGGCCAAGAGCUCCAUGGAGCUGCUUGGACUGGCUUGCUUGCUCUCAAAGCAUUCCUUAGCAGGGGAAGAGGUGUCCAGCUGUUGGCUGUAUCCUCCCACUCUCCUUGCUCCAGCCUCCCACAGUCCUAGCUGAGACAUCAGGCUCAGCUCUGAGGGCUCAGGGGCUGUUUCCUAACUGCAGCACCACCAAAGGUGGUUGUUUUUCCUUUCAUUCCCUUUUAAGCAUGUGUUUGCCCUGUCGUGUCCCACAGGCUAAUCAGGCACUAGUGCAAAAAGGACCAGUGGUUCUUUCCCCCUUGUGAGUGCAGGCUGGGCCUGCCUAUGGGGAAGCCACCACACUGCCUCCAGGCAGUUCUGGGUAGUAGCAGCUGGCUGCUGCCUCCCUCUGUGCACAGGCACAGGGAGCCUUCCUCCCCUGGGGCUGGAGCCCUGAUGACCUAAUGAAGUUCUUCAGUUUAUACUUGAACUCAACUGUUCCUAUUCCCAUAGCAAUAAAAUAAUUAUGAGCCAUCCA
This is a messenger RNA of Rhea pennata, 2871 nucleotides long. RefSeq names its product ectonucleoside triphosphate diphosphohydrolase 7 (gene ENTPD7). Gene Ontology annotation, cellular component: Golgi apparatus. Bases 1 to 1824 code for a protein of 607 amino acids. Gene Ontology annotation, molecular function: UDP phosphatase activity; GDP phosphatase activity. Lineage: Eukaryota; Metazoa; Chordata; Aves; Rheiformes; Rheidae. The record is from RefSeq and is a predicted model, not a curated record. The transcript has 12 exons. Gene Ontology annotation, biological process: UDP catabolic process.